AUCGUCUUCCAUUAUCAUUUUCUGUAUCUUUUAAUAACAAUGAAUUCAGUGUUCAUACCAGCAUGUCUUCAGAGGACAUCUUUAUUAUUUCGUGUAAAGGUCAAAUAGCCUGCUAUUGAAAUUCAAUGGAAUUUGCAAACAUAUUCUUACACAAUUUACCAAUGAAAUAUAUGAAAAAUUAUAGAAGAAAUAUAUAUCAGAUAUGAAUUUGGACAUGGUUGGUGUUUUAUUAUUUUAAUCUCAAGAUCUGUGCAAACUAUAACGUUGUUGUCAUUGUGCCAAAGUCCAAUCUGGAACGCAAAGGACCAAUGCGCUCAGAAUUUGCCCCCACACGGACACAUUUACCAUUCAUUAGCCACGUAGCGGCGAUGGCAGCUCUGAGGACGGCACUUCAUGGACGGUUCAUUCAAGCCAUCCCCUUCUCCUUGGGGUCGUUGCGGUUUGCCAGCUCAUUCAAGGCCGCAGACCUCACUAUCGAGCACAACACUGUGGGGAAGCCCAAGCCAGACCCCGCCUCCCUGGUGUUUGGCAAACAGUUCUCAGAUCACAUGCUGACCAUCUAUUGGUCAGAGAAAGCGGGCUGGAAGGUUCCACAGAUCAAGCCCUUUCAGAACCUGUCGUUGCACCCUGCCACCUCUGCCCUGCACUACUCCAUAGAGCUAUUUGAGGGCAUGAAGGCGUUCAGAGGGGUAGACAACCACAUCCGUCUGUUCAGACCCAACCUGAACAUGGAUAGAAUGCACCGCAGUGCUGACCGCAGCUGUCUCCCUUUGUUUGAUAAGGUGGAGCUGUUGGAGUGCAUUAGGAAGCUGGUGGAGGUGGACCAGGAGUGGGUCCCCUACUCCCUAGACGCCAGCCUCUAUAUAAGACCCACCUUCAUUGGCAUUGAGCCUUCCCUGGGUGUGUCGAGGGCCAGCCAAGCCCUACUAUUUUGCAUCGUGGGUCCUGUAGGGCCCUACUUUACCACAGGGGCCUUCAGCCCAGUCUCUCUGCUGGCAGACCCAGGCUACGUCAGGGCCUGGAGAGGGGGGGUCGGAGCCUACAAGAUGGGGGGUAACUAUGGGCCUACUAUAGCAGUGCAGAAUGAGGCUAUAAAGCAGGGCUGUCAGCAGGUCCUGUGGCUGUAUGGCGAGCAGGAGGAGAUCACAGAGGUCGGCACCAUGAACCUCUUCAUCUACUGGACGAAUGAGGGAGGAGAGAGAGAGUUGCUGACCCCUCCUCUAGAUGGCAUCAUUCUCCCAGGAGUCACCAGACAGUGUCUGCUGGACCUGGCCAGAGAAUGGGGGGAGUUCAAAGUGACAGAGCGCACCAUGGGCAUGAAGGAGCUGCUCGGUGCUUUGGAUUCAGGCAAGAUUACGGAGGUGUUUGGUGCCGGGACGGCCUGUGUCGUCUGUCCCGUCGGCAGCCUGCUCUACAAAGGAAAGACAUACCAAAUUCCUACCAUGCAGAAUGGUCCAGACCUGGCCAAGCGAUUCCACAAAGAGCUGACGGACAUGCAGUAUGGACGGAAACAGAGUGAAUGGGCACCACUGGUCGUUUAAUUGGCAGCUUGCACAUGCCAAUCAUAUCGCGACCAGUCCCCCUCUCCAUCUUCAAGACCAGCAGCUUCACCACAACCCAUAAUGCACUCCCUUUGAUAGGCUGGCUGACCUGCAGAGAUGAACUGGUCACGUCUGUUACUCUUGGUGUUUCUGCAUGGACUUUUAAAGGGAUAGGGUUAGUCUGUCAUUCAAAUGUUGGAAGUUUCAUGCAAUACCAACAGUUACACGAUACUGUAUAAGCAAUGCUGUGAAACGUCCGCAGCUUUGGUAAAACCAACCUAGUCUAGUCUGUGUUUUUCUGUAUUAGGGGCAAAGUCCAUAUUAUUUUUCCUAUUCAGUCCUUUAUCAUACUGUAGCACAGGUUACAGAAGAGGAUCGUCCUCCAAGCUUUUUAAUAGCACAAACACUACAUGAGAUGCCCUAUAGGGUCGUAUGUGCGAACAGGCACAAACAGAUGUAUUGUUGUAAUAGUUUAAAUAUGCAAUACGCACAACUAUUGUAGGGUAUUACUGGUAAGUUAUGUUGGUCAUUUGGUUUAUUUGCAAUAUGGGAGUAACUUUGUACAGGUACUUAAUAGGAACAAUUGAGGCUGUUAGACAUUUUCACUGGAUGACAUCAGGAAUGUGUUGAAUGUACUGUUAUUGUUAAGUGACUGUAGGAACAGAUCAGAUCAAAACCACGUCACAGGAUUUAUUGUUACUUUAUAAAUGUCACAAUAUAACCUGAGGAAGUAGAAUAUGAUUUAAUUAGGUUUUAUCAAGCCAGGAAUACAAAUGUGUAUACAUACCAUAUUGACACCAGAGGUGCUUUUUAACAAUCUCCUGGAAAUGAGUUUAUACUGACCUUAGUUUGAUUUAAGUCAGGUGUGUGUGUGUGUGACUGAGCAGAAGAGAGAAAGUCAUGUGAUCGUGUGUGUUGGGGAGUGUGUCUUUCUGGAUUGGAAAGAUACCACUAAGAAUGUGUUGUCGAAAGAUUGAGAUUAAAAUGGAGAGGUCGAAGUGAACUCAAGCAUGCACAAAGAGGUUAGCUAUUGCUACAUGAUAUACUUAAGCAAUAAUGCCCGAGGGGGUGUGGUAUAUGGCCAAUAUACCAUGGCUAAGGGCUGUUCGUAUGCACGACGCAACGAGUGCCUGGAUUCAGCCCUUAGAUGUGGUAUAUUGGUCAUAUACCACAAACCCCCGUGGUGUCUUAUUGCUAUUAUAAACUGGGUAUCAAUGUAAAAAGAGCAGUAAAUUACAUGUUUUGUCAUACCUGUGGUAUAUGGUCUGAUAUACCACGGCUGUCAGCCAAUCAGCAUUCAGAGCUCAAACAAACCAGUUUAUAAUGUAGACUUCAGAGUACGAGAGAGAGACCACUUUCAAUAGAUGCUAUAGACUGUCCGUGACUUCUGCUCUAGGUUGUGUUAACCAUUAUGUAAACAUGUAACAAUUAGUUUAAAAAGUCUGUGGGUUUGAACUUGUUUUUCUUGUCAGUUGGAACUACUGUCUUCCCAAUUAUUUACCAUAUAUCCAGCUUUGUCCUCACCCUGCUGCUUUCCUUCAUUCUCUUUGAAUGUAUUUGACUCUUUCAUAUCACUUGAGGUUCUUGCCAUCCCCCCCUUUCUAAGUGCCUAACUGAGUGAGUACUCUGUCGUUUUCCUGUGGAUCUAACUUGUUUUUAUAGUGGUUGCACUAGAGGCUAUCCUGCUGGAUCUUUUUGUUUUUGUUGUGGGACAUUGUUACUCUACUUUUCUGUUACUAGAUUUUUACAAUAAACUCCAUUUGUGUUC
Coregonus clupeaformis (lake whitefish) is the source of this 3309-nucleotide messenger RNA. Its product is annotated as branched-chain-amino-acid aminotransferase, cytosolic-like. Gene Ontology annotation, molecular function: branched-chain-amino-acid:2-oxoglutarate transaminase activity. Gene Ontology annotation, biological process: L-valine biosynthetic process; L-leucine biosynthetic process. Lineage: Eukaryota; Metazoa; Chordata; Actinopteri; Salmoniformes; Salmonidae. Gene Ontology annotation, cellular component: mitochondrion. The coding region runs from base 309 to 1541 and encodes 410 amino acids. The transcript has 11 exons. The record is from RefSeq and is a predicted model, not a curated record.